ACGACAAAAAUAGACCCAAACUUGUUCUUGGUCAGGUUUACUCCAGUCUCCACCCUCUCUGCUCUGCUCUCCUCUCCUCUCCUCCCCUCCACUGUUAGGGUUUCAGAGUUGGUUCAAUGGAAUGGUGAGUAGCAUUUUAUUCACUACUGCUACAACUACUUUCUCACGUUUCAAUUUCCAAUGUUUAGAUUACUCUGCAAAAGCAUAGUGAUAGGGUCUUCUGUUAGAGCUUCAUCAGUUCAUUAUUUUCUUGAAAACCCUUCAAUACUAUCAUGUCUCAGAUACAUCUCAUCAGUGAAUACGGAUGAUAAUAUAAAAGAACAUUCCUUUACAGUCUCAUACCUUAUGAACAAAUGUGGGUUCUCUCUAAAAUCUGCUUUAGAAGUUUCUAAGCAGGUCCAUUUUGAAACCCCAGAUAAGCCUGAUUCUGUUCUUGCCGUUUUCAAGAACUGUGGCUUCUCAAAGUCCCAUAUCUUGAACCUUGUGAGGAGACGGCCAGCGGUGCUUUUGUCUAAACCUAACACAACACUUUUGCCCAAGCUUGAGUUUUUCCAAUCUAAAGGUUUUUCAAGCCCUGAUGGUAUCAAAAUCAUAUCAUCCUACCCGUGGGUUUUUAAGUACAGCUUAGAAAACCAGUUAGUUCCUGCUUUUGAUUUCCUUGAAAACUCGCUCCAAUCUGAUGCCGUGGCCAUCAAAGCAAUCAAGCGUUUCCCUCGUAUUCUAAAUGUUACUGUUGAAAACAUGGCACGUGUUGUCGAUGUUUUACUAGACAAUGGAGUCCCUGAAAAGAAUAUUGCUCUGCUAAUUCGUUCCCGGCCUUCUAUUAUGGUUUCAAAUCUGGAGAAUUUAAAAAAGCUUAUAGAGGAAGUGACUCUAAUGGGAUUUCAUCCUUCCAAGAGUCAGUUUGUUGUGGCAAUCAGGGUGCUGACGUCCGUGACCAGAACCACGUGGGAGAAGAAGCUUGAUGUGCAUAGAAAGUGGGGGUUGUCUGAGGAAGAAAUUCUUGAAGCAUUUGUAAAGUUUCCAUGGUUUAUGUCCCUAUCUGAAGAGAAGAUCAUGGCAGUUAUGGAUCUUUUUGUCAACAACUUGGGCUGGGAGUCUUCCUAUAUUGCCAAAAAUCCAACUUUUUCAUCAUAUAGCCUUGAGAAAAGGCUAAUUCCAAGGGCUUUGGUAUUGCAAUUUUUAGUUUCUAAAGGCUUGGUUGAGAAGAGUUUCAGAAGCCUUGCAUUCUUCAAUACACCUGAAGAUAAGUUCCGGCAGAUGUUUAUAGAUCACCAUGCUGACUCUACCCAGAUACUGAAAUUUUACGAGGAAAAACUGAAUCUUUCAUCAGUUGUAAACUCUUCCACUUUUUAAAUCACUAUCACUAUACAUUUUUUUCAUGUUGUGUUCUUUGAAUUUCCAUAAAUUAGGCAUUAUGUAUUGCAAUUUAGUUUCUAUAUCAUCUGUUUUUUACUCAAUCAAACCUAGAAGCUCGUGAUGAAUCUGCUUUUGUUGCUUUUGUCUACUCCUCACAAAACACUUGCCCAAGCUUGAAUUUUUCCAAUCUAAAGGUUUUUCAAGCCCUGACCAUGUCAAAAUCAUAUCAUCCUACCCAUGGAUUUUGAAGCGUAGCUUAGAAGACCAGAUAGUCCCUGCUUUUGAUUCCCUUGAAAACUUGCUCCAAUCUGAUGUCGUGGUCAUCAUAGCAAUCAAGCGUUCCCCUCGUAUUCUAAAUAGUAAUGUUGAAAACAUGGCAUGUAUUGUUGAUGUUUUACGAGACAAUGGAGUCCUUUAAAAGAAUAUUGCUCAGCUAAAUUCGUACCCAGCCUUCUAUUAUGUUUUCAAAUCUGGAAAAUUUAAAAAAGCUUAUAGAGGAAGUGACUCUAAUGGGAUUUCAUCCUUCCAAGAGUCAAUUUGUUUCUGCAAUCAUGUGGGGAGGUCCAUGAGCAGAUCCACAUGGGAAAAGAAGCUUGCUGUGUAUAGGAGGUGGGGUUUGUCCGAAGAGGAAAUUCUUGCGUCAUUUGUAAAGUUUCCAUGGUUUAUGGCCCUAUCUGAAGAGAAGAUCAUGGCACUGAUGGAUCUUUUUGUCCACAAAUUGGGCUGGGAGGCGUUCUAUCUUGCCAAAAACCCAUCAAUUGCAUCGAAUGGCAUGUAGAAAAGGUUUGGCUGAGAAGAAUUUCAGAAGCCUUGCAUUCUUCAAUACACCCAGCGAUGAGUUCCGGAAGAUGUUUAUAGAUCACCAUUCUGAAUAUACCCUGAUAUUGAGAUUUUAUGAGAAGAAACUGAAUCUCUAAUCAGUUGUAAACUCUUCAACAUUUUAAAUCACCACCACUCUACAUAUCUAUUUGUUUUCUCUAAGAAUUCUGUAAUUGUGGCAUAGCGCAUUGUUACCUGGUCUGUUUGCAAUUUGUUUCUA
Messenger RNA from Populus trichocarpa (black cottonwood), 2398 nucleotides. RefSeq names its product transcription termination factor MTERF8, chloroplastic. Gene Ontology annotation, molecular function: double-stranded DNA binding. Lineage: Eukaryota; Viridiplantae; Streptophyta; Magnoliopsida; Malpighiales; Salicaceae. Gene Ontology annotation, biological process: chloroplast organization; regulation of DNA-templated transcription. The transcript has a single exon. Bases 181 to 1356 code for a protein of 391 amino acids. Gene Ontology annotation, cellular component: chloroplast. The record is from RefSeq and is a predicted model, not a curated record.